CUAAAAUUUAAGACCCUUUUUAUUACUAUCAUAAUAUAUAUAAACUAUAAAAUGAAGUCUAGGUUAUGGGUACAUUGGACGUUAGUAAUAUUAUUUAUAUUUCAAAUAUCUUCGCUAGAGGGUCGAAAAUUUAAGACUAGAGUUAAUCGUAACGGAUCGACGAGAAAAUCAAGAUAUAAAGGUCCGAAGCUUACACGUAAAGAAUGGGAACAAUUGCACAAGUUUGAAGACGCCUUAAAAAGCGAGGAUGGAAAUUUAUUGUUUACCAACUCGUGGGGAGUUCAGUUAGAUCCAGCAGAACUUGAAGUAGCAGAUAGACUCGCAGAGAAACAUGGUUUUGAAAAUCUAGGUCAGGUUGGAUCUUUAAAGGGAUAUUAUCAUUUUAAACAUGUUGGUAAGCCUGGUGAGCGCCACAGAAGACAUGCACACGCACAUGAAAAGACAAAGCUGUUGAUGUUGGAAGACGAGGUCGUAUGGGCCGAGCAACAGCACGUGUUGGUGAGAUCUCGUAAACACGACGUUCCUCACGACCCCAAGUUCCACGAUCAAUGGUAUCUGGUAAGUCAAUCUGUUCAUCAUGGUACCAGGUGUGCAGGAGAGGUUGCUGCAGCUGCUAAUGACAUCUGUGGAGUGGGUGUGGCCUUUAAUGCAAAUAUCGGAGGAGUAAGGAUGCUAGACGGCCAGGCAACAGACAUACUAGAGGGCAGUUCCCUAAGCUUCCAAUCAGCUUACAUUGAUAUUUAUAGCAACUGCUGGGGACCAAAGGAUGAUGGGAAGACUUUUGGUAAACCUGGAAAACUGGCACAGGAAGCACUGAUGCAAGGCRCACUCAGAGACGAUGACUGUAACUGUGACGGCUAUACCACUAGUAUCUACACCAUAUCUAUAGGCUGCAUUGGUGAUCAUGGCUUGUCUGCUUACUAUACUGAACUGUGCUCAUCAACACUUGCUGUUACAUUCAAUGGUGGCUCACACAGAGAGCGAGAGGAGAACAAGAUGGUAACCACUGAUCUUCAUCAUAAGUGCACCGAGGAGUUCAAAGGGACAUCAUCUGCAGCACCCUUAGCUGCUGGCAUGUUUGCUCUGGUCUUGGAAGCAAAUCCUAACCUGUCAUGGCGUGACGUGCAACAUAUCGUGGUAGAAACAGCUCAAGUCACGAGCCCAGUCGAUGAAGGUUGGAUGAAAAACGGUGCUGGAUACCACUUCAACCACAAGUUUGGUUUUGGAAGAUUGGAUGCAGAUGCUAUGGUCAAGAAAGCAAAAAUCUGGAAAAACGUUCCUCUACAACGAAUUUGCCACGGACCAUCCAGCAGCACUCAACAGGAAAUCCCAACAGGUGGGACUCUGUCAAUCACAAUCGACACGAUCGCAUGCAGCGGAACCGAUAARAUGAUCUCCAAAAUCGAACACGUGACACUUACUGUUAGUUUCCAGCAUCGUCGUCGUGGUGACGUCAGCAUCGACCUGUUCUCUCCGAGUGGGACUAGAAACGAGAUGCUCUCGACCCGUCGCUAUGACGAAUCUAAGAAUGGUUUGCACGACUGGACGUUCAUGACCGUGCAUAACUGGGGCGAGAAUCCCAAGGGGGAGUGGGUGAUGAAUGURACGGACAACCUUCCSAUGUUGAAUAAAGGGGUUGAUCCUAAUGGUUAUGUYCAACAUGACACCAGCAAACAGGAAGCGGAUGUGGAAGACCUGGAGGARGAGGUCAUCGAUGACGAAAAAAAGGAUGACGAAAAAAAGACUCAGGAACUUGAGGCCCAGAAAAAUGGUGCAAAGAAGAAGAAACCAUUCGACGCACCCUACCCUGAAGGGGUGAAGAAGGACAAGGUGCCUACCGUGACAAAGAGGUGGUUUACUGACAGAAAUAGUAAUGGAACUGUUGAUCAAACGGAUCUUAUGAUGGCGUAUCAAGGAGCUUACUACGUGCCACAGUACCAACAAGAAAUGCUUGACCCCUCAUUAACAGACGCCAUGACACAAGGUUUAAUGGGAGGCAAUCCGUACGCUGCGUACUAUCCUUACGACUCCGUCGAUACUAUCGAAAGCAACGAACGAAAACAAGCAACCGAGAACGGUGUCGAUAGAAAUGUAAUUAACGGUAACAAUGACAAUAGCGAUGACAGUAAUCAAGUAUAUGGAUACGACCGCUAUUCGUAUAACGAGAACGAGCCGARCACUCUCAAGACUAGUUCGUUGUCGUUCGGAAAGAAAAAAGCUGACCCGAAAUUUGAACGACAGAAGGUCCAAAUUACUGCCGAGGAGACUGGUUCACAACGUGUACAAGUAAACAACGGAUUCCAGGAAGAAUUUGUCCCGGGACUUAACCCGGAAAGCGGACGAGUUAGUUCUGGAGUUUUACUAGAAUGGAGGUUGACAUUUUAUGGGACGGGACCUGAAGGUUCGGAAAAAUCAGAGGAUAGCGAAGACGGGGAUGAGGACGACGCUAGCGCUGUUCUCGACUUAUGAKCACCAGUUUUCCAAACAUAUCAUCACUCUCAAAAUACGACUCCAGUGUUUCACUCCUAGAGUACUACGGAGGUCCCAAACAACAUACCACGUCUUUUCUAUAUACAUCAAAUGACAAGCACAAACCUUAUGGGAUAUCAAAUGUGAUUCUACCCCACUGCGCAGGCGCCAGUUUAAAUUUGAAGUCCACUUGUGAUCUCACAGAAGUUAAAGCUAAAAACCUCUCGAAGUACUCGGUGUUUCCAUGACAACAUUAUGACGUCAUAUAUAACGUCAUAAUUYCUUUCACUAACGCCCAUAUAUAGUCUUUAAAAGUCUGGCAGCCAUCUUUCUGUCCCUUAAGCCCGCGGUCCUUUUGAUCUCCGCCACGAGAUGAUAGUUCCCGUCUUUCUUUUUGUUUCUUUCAUAAAACGAUAAAAAUGCUCAAAAYAAUAAAAACCGCUAAAAACAAUUUCCACUUCUGGUACAGAUAGACCAUGCAACAUUUCUUGGCGCAGACCAAGAGCAACGYAGGCUCGGCCAGCUCGUGGUGACGUGUUAUCGUGCUAAGGCCUGGUUACUUUCAAAGAUGGCUGCUGUCACUAAGAGAAUCAUAUUCAUGGAACAAAAAUUUCAAAAAAAAUAUGUUCCCUUCUAAAAAACAAUUUGCUUCUCAAAAUGCUGAAAAUGGACAGCAAACAAAGAGAGCAUGCGCAGCUCUUGAUAAAUUUUCAUUUAUUUUUGUAAAAAGAACCGACUAAUCGCGCACUUAUUUCGACAAGUGAUUUUGAUAUAAUGAAAUGAUGACAUGAUUAACGCUAAUAAAUGAUGAAAGUAUUUGAA
This is a messenger RNA of Actinia tenebrosa (Australian red waratah sea anemone), 3291 nucleotides long. RefSeq names its product PC3-like endoprotease variant B. The record is from RefSeq and is a predicted model, not a curated record. Gene Ontology annotation, molecular function: serine-type endopeptidase activity. Gene Ontology annotation, biological process: protein processing. NCBI's taxonomy places the organism in Eukaryota, Metazoa, Cnidaria, Anthozoa, Actiniaria, Actiniidae. Gene Ontology annotation, cellular component: trans-Golgi network; Golgi membrane.